AUGGUUUUCUUGCGUUGCGCCUGGCUUGUAGCCUUUGCCGGCCUCGUGGCCGGGCAAUAUGAUGGAUGGGACCUCGAGAAAGGCCAAGUCAGCUCGGAGAUGUGCUUUUGGUACUCACCAAGAGCUGCUGUUAUUCGCGACACUCUAUGGCUUGACGGCGGCAGACUCUACUGGACUCCAACGUACCGAGAUGGAAGCGAGGGGCCCCCAGAAACCCUGGAUAACCCUUUGGGUUUGAUGUACUCGUUGAACUUCAGCAAGCCCUUUGACAAAACCACAAACAUCACCACGCUGAUCGACACCAAGUCCAAGGCUUUGGGAGGCGUCGGCAACGCCAACAGCCUCGCACCAAACACCAUCGACGGCGCGCUGCUUCACAACGACGCCGAGUUCUUCUUGUACGGGGGCGUCCUCCCCAAGCGGACGGAUGCUUUCGAUCCUCCGCCCGGCGAUAAGGUGAUGGCGCUACGUCUCCACGCAUACGGCCCUGAAAAGCCUAGUUUUCAGAAUGGCAGCGGCGACAAUCAUGAUCUCGGGGACGACGUGACGCGGUACGUCGCCCAUGGAGGAGCUGCCAGCGCUCCCUCCGAGAACAAGGCCUGGUAUGUAGGCGGCAUGCGCUCGCCUCUCUGGGGCGAGAUGUACAUGAGCAACCCGAAUCGCUCGCUGAACGCCGUCAACGCCUCAAACACCCUGAUCACUCUCGACAUGUCCGAACAGCUAUUCGAAAAGUUCUCCAACCAGUCGUUGCCAAGCAUCAUCCGGGCAAGAGCAAACCCCGAGGUCGUUUGGGUCCCUGUCGGGGCCGAAGGUAUUCUCGUCGUUCUGGGAGGUGUAACCUACCCCGAGUAUGUCAACUUGAGUCACAAAUCUGAAGACGCCGCCAAGAGCCAACAAGAGAGUCCCGCGUUCAUGGAGACCAUAGACAUCUACGACGUAGCCGGCAACAAGUGGUACCAGCAGAAGACCGAGGGGAUCAGACCCCCGGCCCUUGCCCGGGGCUGUGCUGUCCUGGCGCCGGCACAGGACUACUCGAGCUUUAGCAUCUACUACUAUGGCGGAUACGACGGCAUCAGCGCCCAAGAAGACUUUAGCGAUGAUGUCUGGGUUCUCUCCAUCCCUUCCUUCCAGUGGACCAAGGUCUAUGAGGGUAGAGCUCUCCACGCGCGCGCCGGUCAUCGGUGCGUGAUGCCUUACCCUGAUCAGAUGAUGGUCGUAGGCGGCUACGCGGCCAUGCCCGGAAGAGGGAAUCCGCCCUGCCUCGAGGGAGGCAUCAUUCAAGUGUUCAAUCUCUCGAGCGCAGAGUGGCUUGAUGGAUACAGUCCGAGCAAAUGGUCCAACUACACCAUACCAACCGCCGUCGUCAGCAAGAUUGGAGGCGACGCAAAGGGAUCAGCGACAAAGACACAGCCCGAAGGAUCCGGAUGGGCGGAUCCAAGCCUGGCAGCCAUCUUUGCGAGGCCGUAUGAGACGUCAAAGAUCCAAACGUGGUAUCCCUACACCGAAUCGAAGGAAACUACUCGGCCCACCAUCCCGGAAGGCGGAAACGGAGGCGGCGGCGGCGGCGGCGGCGGCGGCGGCGGCGGUGGGACCCCAAAGUGGGUUGCCCCCGUUCUCGGCGUCGUCCUCGGUCUCGUCUUCAUCACCGCCAUCCUCGUCGGCUUCUGCCUCUGGCGUCGCCGCAGGGUCCUCCGGCGAGGAAACGGGACCGCAACCCAGACGGAGGACAACGGCUCCCGCAUCAUCUCCUGGAUCAGGGGCCAGCCAAGCGAGCCGGCCAAGGCGCCCACCGUCACGACCGAGGAGACGCUUUCUAACCAGGACAUGGCCGAGGUCCGCACGCCGCCUCCGGCGCCCGCAGCGUCGCCCGCACCGCGGCAUUUUGUCCACGAAGUGGCCGAUACCCAAAUCAUCGCCGAGCUUCCAGACACAUCGCCGCGCCCGGAGCUCCACGGGGUCGGCCUGACGCCCGUCGAGAUCAUCAACAAGCACACCCACUUCGGUACUGGGCAAGGCUCCAACGUCCCCAACCAAUCGUCCUACUACGCCUCCGUUUCCAGCAACGAGAACGCAUCCACCCUCUCCCGCUCCUCCGGCGUCCUCGGCUACCAAACCCGCGCCCAGUCGCCCGACCCGGGACCCCCGUCGCCAUCGAUCGGCACGGCCGUCGUGCCCGCGCCCACGGGGGGCCGCGUCGGCUCCGACGUCUCCGGCCUCAGCGACCGCGACGCGAAGCAUCUGAGGAGCCUCAGCGAGGCGACGGUAAGCUCGGCGUCGUCGGGCGGCGAACAGGGCGGUGCUGGCGGUGGGCCGACGGCGCGGGAGCAGCAGCAACAGCCGCGCGGCGUCCCGACCACGGUGCCCGAGACGCCGACGCCCGGCCACCCGAGCCCGCUGAGCCCGCCGACGGGGGCGUCGGACGGGGAGGACUACAUCAGCGCGAGGAUGCUGCCUGUGAGCCCGGCGGGUACGGCGACGAUGAGAAGGAGCAUGUUCCACGAGAACGAGGAUGAUCUUGGGUCGAGGAGGUGA
This is a messenger RNA of Colletotrichum higginsianum IMI 349063, 2532 nucleotides long. RefSeq names its product kelch repeat protein. Bases 1 to 2532 code for a protein of 843 amino acids. The record is from RefSeq and is a predicted model, not a curated record. Lineage: Eukaryota; Fungi; Ascomycota; Sordariomycetes; Glomerellales; Glomerellaceae. The transcript has 5 exons. Gene Ontology annotation, molecular function: protein binding.